GACAGCCCUACUCGUAUCACUGUUAUCUGUCUGUAGUCUUUAUUCUAUGAUCUGUCUAAUGUCUAUUGAAUUACCUAAAUUCUAGAAUCAUUCCGAUUAGCAAUCAAAUUGUAAAAUAAUAAAGCCGGUAUUUUCUAAAUUGAAUAUCAGGUAAAAUACUUCUAAGAAGUUGUAAACAAAAGAAGGUAAAAGAAGUUCGGUUUGUAUUAUAAAACACAUUUCUCCUUAAAAUGACGCACGAUCCUGAAAAAUUUGAUUCCAUGCUUCUUGCUAUGGCGCAGCAACAUGAAGGCGGAGUUAAAGAUUUAUUGGAUACAAUAGUAGGAUUUCUAGCAAGAAAAACUGACUUCUUUGUUGGUGGAAAGGAAGGCGAAUGGGAAAAGGUGGUUAAAGAUACAUUUUACAAACAUUCCGUUAAGGCUAGAGAGGAGAAAGAGAAGAUUAAAAGAGAGAAAGUGGAAGCUGAAAAGAGACUUAAGGAAAUACAGCAGAAAAAAGAGCAAGAACGUCUAGCUAAAGACUUUGAACCAGCUACUGUUACCGAAUUAACUGAUCAGGAGGCAGAAAAUUUACAAAAUGACCUAGAAAAAAAUAAACAAAGCAAGGAAGAAGAUGGCAGUGGUGAUAGUGCAUCAAAUGAUCCAGAAACUCCUACUGUACCAGAUGAAGAAGAUGAUCCCAAAGAAAAAAACAAAUUAAAACCUAAUUCUGGCAAUGGAUGUGACCUAGAAAAUUACAGAUGGACACAAACAUUGGAAGAGGUUGAGUUACGAGUACCAUUACGUCAAGUGCUGCGACCACGGGAUUUGACCGUUGUUAUUAGCAAACGUCACCUCAAAGUGGGCAUUAAGGGCCAACCGCCUAUUAUUGACGGCGAUCUAGAUGCCGAUGUGAAGAUUGAGGAAUCCACGUGGGUGCUUCAAGAUGGUAGAUCUUUGUUGGUUAAUUUGGAGAAGGUUAACAAAAUGAAUUGGUGGGGUCGUCUUGUGUCUACGGAUCCUGAAAUAUCGACUAAAAAAAUAAAUCCAGAACCAUCAAAGCUGUCGGACUUAGAUGGAGAGACCAGAGGUCUAGUUGAGAAGAUGAUGUACGAUCAAAGGCAAAAGGAGAUGGGAUUGCCGACCAGCGAUGAACAGAAGAAGCAAGACGUACUUAAGAAAUUCAUGGAACAACACCCCGAAAUGGAUUUCUCGAAGUGCAAAUUUAAUUAAUCAUGAAUUAAAAUAUUAACCGUUACAUUUGAGUGAAACUUAAGUAACCAUUAGUGUAUGCCUGUAUUCUAAAACGUUAAUUAAGCACAAAUUCUAAUCUCAGUUCUUUAUCUGGCAAACUUUGACUAUAUAGUCUACAAUGUUUCACAUUUUUGACAUUGCUCGGUAAUAUAUUGUGAGUUGACGUUUUGGUUUACGAACCUAAGGGCAACUUUAAAAGACAGAGUGCGAUCUAAAUUUCCUAUCUGACAAUUACAUAUUCUAUACUAUAGAUUUUGAUGGGAUAUUUAUUGAGUAUUUAAACUUGUUUAUUAAUCUUAGCCUUAGACACACACAAUUCAAUUGUCUGUCAGGCAAUUUCUCAAUAUGUAAUUAAGUUAAUGUAAAAGGCCAACCUUCAGUUUUCGAUUACUGACCUUAUUAAUUUUUGUCUUACUAGUCGUUUAUAAUGUAUAAUUAUUGCUUAGAAUCACGACUAGUUGGAUAGCAAAGGAUUAUAACCCAGUUAAGCUGUCGGAAAUAAAGUGUUUUUUUUU
Molecule: messenger RNA, 1747 nt
Organism: Pieris brassicae (large cabbage white)
Lineage: Eukaryota; Metazoa; Arthropoda; Insecta; Lepidoptera; Pieridae
Gene: nudC
Product: nuclear migration protein nudC
Exons: 9
Coding region: 231-1211 (326 amino acids)
Biological process (GO): protein folding
Cellular component (GO): cytoplasm
Source: RefSeq, a predicted model, not a curated record